Molecule: messenger RNA, 889 nt
Organism: Nothoprocta perdicaria
Lineage: Eukaryota; Metazoa; Chordata; Aves; Tinamiformes; Tinamidae
Gene: YRDC
Product: yrdC N6-threonylcarbamoyltransferase domain containing
Exons: 5
Biological process (GO): regulation of translational fidelity
Cellular component (GO): cytoplasm
Molecular function (GO): double-stranded RNA binding; nucleotidyltransferase activity; tRNA binding
Source: RefSeq, a predicted model, not a curated record
CUCGUGGCCGUGCCCACGGACACGGUGUACGGCGUGGCCUGCCUGGCCCAGGACCCGCGCGCCGUGCGCCGCAUCUACAGCCUGAAGGGCCGCAACGGCGCCAAGCCGCUCGCCGUCUGCCUGGGCGACGUGGAGCUCGUGCACAGGUACUGCCACGUGAACGUGCCCGACGCGCUGCUGCGGGACCUGCUGCCCGGGCCUGUCACCCUGGUGCUGCGGCGCUCGGAAGAGCUCAACAAGGACUUGAAUCCCUUCACGUCGCUGGUUGGUGUUCGAGUUCCGAACCACCCCUUCGUUCGGGAGCUGGCGCGGGCUUGUUCGGGACCCCUGGCUCUGACGAGCGCCAACGUCAGCUCCCAGGCCAGCACCCUCACCGUCUCGGAAUUCCAAGACCUUUGGCCUCAGUUGUCCUUAGUCAUUGAUGGAGGCCCCAUAGGGGACGUUCAGAGCCCCGAAUGUCGUCUGGGCUCAACUGUGGUCGAUUUAUCGGUGUCGGGCAGAUUUGGCAUCAUUCGCCCCGGCUGUGCACUGGAUUCUACGGUGGAAAUCCUGAGGCAGAAGUACGGCUUGAUACUGGAAUCGUCUUGAGCCGUGGGACCGAAGCAGCUCUGCGGAGCUGGUAACGCUGGGCACCGUGUGCCCGCCUGCACGCUCAGGAAGCGAGCGCUAACGACCUUGUUUAAUGAGGUUGAUGGACUGUGUCGGGCUGCUGGCCAAAGGAUGACGAGAGCAACAGUUAGUGGGUGCCUCUGUGUCCUGUCUGCUGUAGUCUGAGGAACCAACCCCCCUUUCUUGCUGACCUUUGUGGUGUUGUACUAUUCCCAAAUUAUUAUUCUGUUUUAAAUACAAUCAAACCUAUUAAGACUAAACUGUACGUGCUUUAAAAAAA